UUGUCAUCUCUAAAUAGCCCAUGUACUACAAAAACAGCUGUUGCUAUCGUAAACAGACGCUGGAGUUUUACUUACACACUCUAAAUUCUUUGUUAAAUACCAUAUUAUACACCUAAAAUGUCUUCGGCUAUAUACCUAGAGAACUAUUUGGAUGGAUUGGAAAGCCUGCCAACGGAGCUGGAGAGAAAUUUUAAGCUGAUGCGAAAACUGGACGACCGAGCACAAACAGCGAUGAAAAGCAUAGAUAGCCACGCCAAGGACUUUAUGCGAAAGCUGGGCGAGAACGGCGCCAUGAGCGAGGAGGAGAGGAGGGAGCGCCAGGAGGACAUCAAGGCGCUGUUCGGAAAGGCCAAGGAGUACAGCGACGACAAGGUGCAGCUGGCCAUCCAGACCUACGAACUAGUGGACAAGCAGAUCCGGCGACUGGACAACGAUUUAGCCCGCUUUGAGGGAGAGAUCCAGGAGAAGGCCUCAUCUACGCGUGCAAAAUCCGAGGAAGUGGUGGCCAAGAAAGGUCGAAAAAAAACCAAGGACAGCAAGACGACGGGAAAAAAGAAAAAGUCGGCAUCCUCAGAUGAGGAAACUGGGCGGGGCAACAACCAAUCUAACGCCAAUUCCAGUGUUAAUUCGAGCAGCAAUGCCGGGCAAGGUACCAAAAAGAAAAAGUCAAAGGUAAAUCAAGAAAAAGAAACUCGCAAGGGGGGCGCACAAAAGAAAACCGUCGAGGUUGAUGACUCUGAGAAGGAAUCCUGCCACACGGCCGCCACUCAUCCCAGCGACGUUAUGGACAUGCCCGUCGACCCCAAUGAGCCCACAUAUUGCCUAUGUCACCAGGUAUCCUAUGGAGAGAUGAUUGGCUGCGACAAUCCUGACUGCCCCAUCGAGUGGUUCCACUUCGCAUGCGUUGGCCUCACCACAAAGCCGAAAGGCAAGUGGUUCUGCCCCAAGUGUACGCAGGACCGAAAGAAGAAAUAGAUGCAAUCCUUUAUGAUAACUUAGAAUACUAGUAGAUUAAGCACAAAAUUACCUAUUUAAAUAAAGCCACGGCAACUGUAA
This is a messenger RNA of Drosophila santomea, 1056 nucleotides long. RefSeq names its product inhibitor of growth protein 5 (gene Ing5). Gene Ontology annotation, cellular component: nucleus. Gene Ontology annotation, biological process: regulation of DNA-templated transcription. Bases 118 to 975 code for a protein of 285 amino acids. The record is from RefSeq and is a predicted model, not a curated record. The transcript is spliced from 5 exons. Lineage: Eukaryota; Metazoa; Arthropoda; Insecta; Diptera; Drosophilidae.